AUCGAGAUGUUUAAAUGCACGUUUUGACACUUUGAACGACAGUAACUCAGCGUUAGCUCAGUGGUAAACCGAAAGCGGAAGUGAUGGUGGCAUUUCUCUCUCACUCCAGGGUUAAUGAUAGUUAUUUUGAAUGAAGGAUUCGCUGAGCUGCUGUAGAUGCGCGUUUAGUGAACGUUAAUUUUUACUGGUGGUGGUAAAAGUUAUUCCAUGGACAUACUUUUAUUUAUUUGAGCUUGUUUGUGAUUAAUUUGUAGUUUUUGUAACUGAAUGCCGCCGCUUGCUAGCUAGCUGCUCACUGAGCCUGUGUGGGCUCUUUGGUGUUUUUAGGUCUCAUCAUUUAACGUCAACUUGUUUAAGGUGGCGUUUGAAUGGCUGCAGCAGCAGGGAUGAACUACGGAAGGCUGGAAGUCAAAAUAAAACGAGUCUGUCAGAGGAAAAGGGCGCGAGACCACCUGAAAGCUCACCUGACACCUGCCCGGAAGAGGGGAGGGGCUGUCUGUUCCCCGCUAUGCAACUUCAACAGGAGGAUCAACAGCAUCAUGGCUGAAAGCAGAGCUGUGGAGUACUGCAGCGACAGCGAGGAUUUAUUCGGCGACUAUGACAGCAUCUUGGAGGACUCGUCUGUCUUGGCAAAACUGGAUGAUGCCGAGCAAAAUGAAAGGCUUCGAGGGGCGGAGCAACAACCAGAAGACGAGGAUGUCCUCUCAGACUCCAUCCUGGACGGCCUCAGAGAUGAACCCUUCGAGGACCUACCGGCCAGCCAGCUGCAGUUUCAGGAGGAAGUUCAGGAGAAGGCGAAGAGAAGCCGACUCCAGGACGGAGACAAAACCUCAACGCCUUUCAGAGGACUAGCAAACGGAGAAGGUCCACCCAGGAGACCAGCCGCAGCGAGGAGGAGCGUUGCCGACCAGCUGAAGAGGACGAUGCUUGGCAACGCAGCGGCUCCUUCUGCCGUUUCACGGACAGCGAUGCUGAAGGAGGCGGUGGUUUCUGAGGAGAUAAACGUCGCCAUGCAGGCCAUGGAGACUGUCUCUGCCGACAUGCCUGACCUUGGGCCGUUCUUUGGGCUUCCAAGCAAAGUGAAGGAGCUGAUGUUUAAACUGAGAGGAAUCCAGAGUUUAUAUGACUGGCAGCAGACGUGUCUGAACUUGGACUGUGUUCAGCAGAGGAAGAAUCUGAUCUACUCCCUUCCCACCAGUGGUGGGAAAACUCUAGUGGCAGAGAUCCUUAUCCUCAGAGAACUGCUGUGCAGGAGGAAGGACUGUCUGUUCAUCUUGCCCUACAUAUCGCUGGUGCAGGAGAAGGUGCGUGGUUUAGCAAGCUUUGGCCUGGAGCUGGACUUCAUGGUGGAGGAGUACGCUGGCAGCAAAGGCAGGUUUCCUCCCGUGAAGAGAAGAAACAAGACAUCCCUUUACAUCGCAACCAUAGAGAAGGGUCACAGCCUUGUCAACUCUCUGAUAGAGACCAGCAGGCUGGAUAACCUUGGUCUGGUGGUGGUUGAUGAGCUUCACAUGCUGGGUGACGGCAGCAGAGGGGCCAUUAUAGAAAUGACUCUGGCCAAAGUUCAAUAUGUGAGCAAAAUAACUCAGAUAAUAGGAAUGAGCGCCACUCUGGGGAAUAUCAAAGACCUGCAGACGUUUCUGAGGGCUGAAAAUUACACGAACAACUUCAGGCCUGUUCAGCUGAAGGAAUUCGUCAAACUGCACGACACCAUCUACGAGGUUGACCCAAAAGAAGAGAACUGCUUCAGGUUCUCACGUCUUCUCAACUUUAAAUACUCAAGCACGAUGCAGAAGAUCGACCCGGAUCACAUCAUCGCUCUGGUGACUGAGGUCAUCCCAGCGCACUCGUGUCUGCUCUUCUGUCCCACCAAGAAGAACUGCGAGAAUGUGGCGGCGAUGAUCUGCAAAUAUCUGAAAGAGGACUUCUUGCGGCACCGCGAGGAGGAGAAGGGCGUCCUCCUCAGGGAGCUGCGGGACAGCGGGAAUGGCUCAUUGUGCCCGGUGUUAAAGGUCACUGUGCCGUACGGCGUGGCGUACCACCACAGCGGGCUGACAUCCGAGGAGAGGAAACUGGUGGAGGAAGCCUACUCCAGCGGGGUCCUCUGCCUCCUCACCUGCACCUCCACCCUAGCUGCAGGGAUCAACCUACCUGCUCGCAGAGUGAUCCUGCGCUCGCCAUACGUGGCCACGGACUUCCUGAAGAGGAGCCAGUACAAGCAGAUGGUGGGACGAGCCGGCCGAGCGGGGAUCGACUCGGUGGGCGAGAGCAUCCUGAUCCUGCAGGAGAAGGACAGGAACAUGGCUAAAACACUGGUGUGCGCGCCGAUGGAGAGCUGUUACAGCAACCUGAUGCACGAUGAUGGAAAAGGCCUCCUGAGCCUCGUCCUGUCCCUCAUUGGAUUAAACAUCACGUCGUCCGUGGAGCAGCUGCAGGACUUCCUGCAGGGAACGCUGCUGUUUGUGCAGUGGCAGCAGCUGUGUGUAGAGAGGAGCCUACUGGAGGCGGUGCAGCAGUGCGUGGACGUCCUGAAGGAGAAAGAGCUCAUCACAGUAGACUCUCAGAGUCUGCGGGUCACCAAGCUGGGGAAGGCUACAUACAAAGCCUCGGUGGAUCUAACCUAUGCUGAGGUCCUCUACAAAGACCUGUCCAAAGGCUUGGAGUCUCUGCUCCUCAACAGCUACCUGCAUCUGGUCUACCUGGUGACCCCGUACGACCUGAUUGAUCAGUGCAAACCUAACUGGAUGAUUUUCUUCAGUUCACACUGUUGUCUGUGGCCGAGCAGAAGAUGUCAGCUGCUGUCGGCGUGCCUGAGAGUUUCGUGGCAAGAAAAGCUGCAGGACAGACGGUGAAGAAGGGCGUGAACGUGGCGGCGGUGAGGAGGAUGUACCUCGCUCUCGUUCUCUUCUCGCUGCUGAAGGAAACGGACGUCUGGAGCGUCUCUGAGCGUUUCCAGGUGAGCCGUGGCUUCGUGCAAACGCUGCUCGGCUCCUC
Messenger RNA from Oreochromis aureus, 2994 nucleotides. RefSeq names its product helicase, POLQ like (gene helq). The transcript is spliced from 16 exons. The coding region runs from base 369 to 2852 and encodes 827 amino acids. The record is from RefSeq and is a predicted model, not a curated record. Gene Ontology annotation, molecular function: ATP binding; nucleic acid binding. NCBI's taxonomy places the organism in Eukaryota, Metazoa, Chordata, Actinopteri, Cichliformes, Cichlidae.